GAAAACUAAAAUUGGUGAGGAUCAUUCUCUAGUUCAGGUGGUAAGAAGUGAAAUAAGGGAAAUGAAUUCAAAUACUGAUGCUUCCAUUGGGUCGCUAAAGCCUACGAAACAGAGGGUUUCGUGGAUUGUUGAGAUCGAAUCGAACAAGGAACGCUAUGCUCACGAAGUGGAGCAGCCACCGAAGAUCCAGAAGGUUUCGAUGACCUUUCGCGCGAUCGAGUCCAACAAGAACUGCUUCGAUCCCGUGGUGAUUGCGAUCGGACCUCUCCACCACGGCAAGCCGGAGCUAGAACGAAUGGAAACUUUCAAGAUUCAGUUUGCUUUACAGUACGCGCAUCAAAGUAACAAAUCAAUGGAGGAAUUGUAUGAUGCGGUAGAGAAGCAAGCGAUCGAUGCCAGGAACUGCUAUGCCAAGGGCUCAACAGAUGCGUUUGAUGAUGACGAGGAGUUUGCAAAGAUGAUGUUCCUCGACAGUUGCUUCGUUCUUCAGUUCAUUUACAGUUGUGUGAAUCCCACAGAGGCUGAUGUAAAGAUGAAGAGCAACGAUAAGAUGUUCAUUUUACGCGAUAUUACGUUAUUAGAAAAUCAACUCCCUUUUGAGUUCCUGAAGGCAUUGAUGAACUUGAGGUUCAAAGAAGGAGAAGGAGAGCAGAUGAUUGACAAGUUCAUCAUCAGCCUAAUCAUUGGAGAUCCUUAUGAGGAAAAUGUGAGAUGUUGGAAGCCGAAAGGGGACGAGAAAGGAAAGGAGCAGCCUGUUCAUCUUCUUGAGCUAGUUCGUACUGAAUUCGCCGAUGUUGAUGAAAUAACAAAGGGUAAGUCGUAUUCAAAUUGGUGCUAUUAUCGCUCGGUUACAGAAUUGAAGUCAGUGGGAAUCAAUUUCAAGUGUAGUUACUCGCGGAGGUUUUCUGAUAUCACGUUCAAGUCUGGAUGCUUCUUGUCUGGAUGUCUCAGACUCCCUCCCAUAACCAUUGACGACGGCACCAAGUCUUUGCUUUUGAACUUGGUGGCUUGGGAAGCUUGCCCCGACACUCCUGACGAUUUUGGGGUUUCUUCUUAUGUUUAUUUCAUGGAUACAUUAAUCGAUCGUGCUGAAGAUGUGAAGGAAUUACGAUACAACGGCGUAAUACUCAACGGGCUGGGCAGCGACGAGCAGGCUGUCGAACUUUUCAACGAGAUCGGUAGAAAUUUGGUGUCCAAUCCUGAGGCUUUUGGGAAAGUUAAGGAGUCUAUUGACGGCUACCACAGCAGUCGCCUUAGGUUGUGGUGGGCUGAAUGGCUGCACAAGCAUUUCAGAAGCCGAUGGGCCUUAAUUGCUUUGAUUGUUGGAUUUCUUGCACUCGGCUUGACUGUCGCACAAACGGUUUUUUCUGCCAUUCAAUUAUAAAAAUAAUUAGGUUGUGGUGGGCUGAAUGUGUUUAUCUUGGACGGAAACAAUUUAAUGUAUAAUCAGUUAGAAGAUUGUGGCAGUUUCUAUUAUUAAUGCAACACCCCCA
Diospyros lotus (date-plum) is the source of this 1493-nucleotide messenger RNA. RefSeq lists its product as uncharacterized. Bases 62 to 1384 code for a protein of 440 amino acids. Lineage: Eukaryota; Viridiplantae; Streptophyta; Magnoliopsida; Ericales; Ebenaceae. The transcript has a single exon. The record is from RefSeq and is a predicted model, not a curated record.